Messenger RNA from Jaminaea rosea, 2103 nucleotides. RefSeq names its product putative DIP5-glutamate and aspartate permease. The record is from RefSeq and is a predicted model, not a curated record. The transcript is spliced from 6 exons. Gene Ontology annotation, biological process: amino acid transmembrane transport. Gene Ontology annotation, molecular function: amino acid transmembrane transporter activity. NCBI's taxonomy places the organism in Eukaryota, Fungi, Basidiomycota, Exobasidiomycetes, Microstromatales. The coding region runs from base 290 to 1978 and encodes 562 amino acids. Gene Ontology annotation, cellular component: membrane.
GUUGCUCCUCUUUGUCACCGUCCAGGCUUCUUUCCUUUCUUCCAUUGUCGUUGUCGACCCGCUCAUUCGUAAGAACUCGCCAUCUCUCGCCGCGCAAUAUAGCAACGCGCUCGGACCGCCGUCACCGUAUCCGUUAGCUACCGCAAACGCGCGCUACGUGCCCUCCCAGCUCGACGACACGUCGCUGUCAUUCACUGAGCUGUACCUAUCAUCUACUCGAGGAACACAUCCUCCAACAGCCGCUCCCUAGUCCUCAACAGGUGAUCCCACCUAUUCUACAACCGCCGCCAUGCAGAGCCACAACGAGCACGACAUCGUCGCGGAGAAGGCUCCCUCCGAUGACUUCAAGGACCUUCAGCAGCAGCCAAGCGUUGGCGCUCUCUCCAAGCAGCAAGACGGCGUCGAUGGUCACGGCGAAGGAGAGCUUCACCGUGCCCUGUCUAGCCGACAGAUCACCAUGAUUGCCAUCGGCGGCGCCGUCGGCACGGGUCUCAUUAUCAGUAGCGGUUCAGCCCUUCAUCAGGCCGGACCUGGAGGACUCCUCAUUGCUUAUAUCGUCUUGGGGGUCGUCUGCUAUGGUGUCCUGACCGCUCUGGGCGAGAUGACCGCCUACAUGCCUUUGAAGCGCGGAUUCGCUGGGCACGCUUCCCAGUUCGUAGACAACUCCUUUGGGUUUGCCGUUGGUUUCAACUACUUAUUUAAGUACCUCGUCCUGCCGCCCAGUCAGCUCAAUGCGACGGCCGUCCUCAUCACCUUCUGGCGCCCAGACCUCAGCGGAGCGAUUUGGAUCUCCAUCUUCGGCGCAGCCAUCAUCUCGCUCAACGUCUUUGGCGGCGUUCGCGUCUUCGGUAUAGCAGAAUAUUGGAUGAGCUUCGCGAAGAUCCUCGUUCUCGUUGGCCUCAUCAUCCUGUGUAUCUGCAUCAGCGCCGGCGCCGGGCCCAACAACAGCUACCGUGGCUUCUCCGCCUGGGGUAACGGGCAGGCCUUCAACGAAUACCUUAAGACUGGAGCAACUGGCCGCUUCAUCGGGACAUGGUCUGCGUUCACCAUCGCUCUCUUCGCGUACAUCGGAUCUGAGCUCAUUGGUGUCACGGCUGGCGAGGCCAAGAACCCGCGCAAGGCCAUGCCGCGCGCCAUCAAGAGCCUGCUCUACCGCAUCCUCUUCUUCUACGUCCUCCUGAUCUUCCUCGUCGGACUCAUCGUCUCCGCCGAUGACCCGCUGCUCAUUGGAGCUUCUAAGGGAAAGAGCACAGCCGCCGCCUCGCCAUUCGUCGUGGCCAUCAAGUCUGCAGGAAUCCCUGUUCUGCCAGGUUUCCUCAACGCUUGCUUCCUGAUCUUCACGUUCUCUGCGGCCAACUCCGACUUGUACAUCGCGUCACGUACGCUCUACGGCCUCUCGCGCGCCGGCCAAGCCCCUCGCAUCUUCACCAAGUGCGACAAGCACGGAACUCCUUACGUUGCUAUUCUCGCAUGCUCUCUGUUCAUCGCCCUCGCGUACAUUAACGUCGGUUCUGGUGGACCCAAGGCCUUCACCUAUCUGACGUCGUCCGUGACGAUCUUCGGAGGCCUUGCUUGGGUGGGCAUCCUCGUCUCUCACCUCAGGAUGAUGGCAGGCAUGAAGGCGCAAGGCAUCGACCGCAAGACCCUCCCUUACGCGUCGCCCUUCCAGCCCUACUUCGGCUACUUCUGCCUCUUCGUCAUCUCCCUCGUCAUCUUCUUCAAGGGCUUCACGGCCUUUAUCGGUACCUUCGACUACAAGAGUUUCAUCACUAACUACAUCGGCUUGCCCUUGUUUGCGAUUUUGUUCUUGGGAUGGAAGAUUGUCAAGAAGACUCGCUUCGUGUCUGCCACGGACAUGGACCUGUCCACGGGCGCCCGCGAGAUCAGCGACGUCCAGGAGGAAGAGGAUGAGGUGCUCGACGACGAGGAGAAGCUCUCCAAGAAGCAGCGCAUCAUGAACUUGGUCAAGGUUAUGUAGGCGGGGGUGUGAGGAGAUGCGACGGAUGCAGCGAGAAUGCUAGGUUUCUUCCGCUGCAGUGCUUGUAAUGAUGCUUUGACUUGCUCACAGAAAAUGCCAAGCCAUGUAGACACCUGACGAGUAGC